This is a messenger RNA of Dermacentor albipictus, 2814 nucleotides long. RefSeq lists its product as uncharacterized. Lineage: Eukaryota; Metazoa; Arthropoda; Arachnida; Ixodida; Ixodidae. The record is from RefSeq and is a predicted model, not a curated record.
GCUUUGUUCCUUUCGGCAGCGCGGGCUGCGUGUGUUUAGGCGUGUCCGGCUUUUGGCGGGCUUUUAGUUUGUCUGCGUUGUCUACGCGCGCCGCAAUUGCAAGACGCUUUGAAGCGAACGGCGGUGGCGUGGCCAUGAGCACGUCCAAAGAUGGAGAUUUUGCCAUUGUCAAGUUUCCUGACGAAGGAGAUGCUGUUGCUGUGGUACGACGCAGCUGGAUACGUGGUGGAAUGUGUAUGUGGCCACAAAAGGCUAAAAAUGUGCAAGAGAUGGUGAGAAGCUGCACUGAGCCAGGUUCAGGAUGGAUUCAAACCACAUGUGUGGUUCUUGGUAUGUAUGAUAAUUAUAAAGAAGCAAGAAAUAAGCUCUCCAAAGCAGAGCUCACGUCAAACUUGGAUACAGACCCUGACGAGCCAAGGAGGAGGAAGAAAAAGCGACAGUUCGAUAGCAGCUCAGAUGAGUCUGUUGAGCCAUACAGUCUUCCAACUCCACCAACACCUCCCAGAAUGCCUUUUGCAGCCUGUGAACUGCUAAGUGAUUCACAAGAGGAGUCUCUUCCUUGCAGUGCCGGUGCCUCGACAGCUAUGUGGGUAAAGCAGCCAAAGAAGCAACCUUUAGUGAAAAGAAGAAAGGGCCCACUCACCCAGAUUUCAGCAGCUACCGGCAGCAAGGCCUCUCCUCGUCACUGCACUGCUCCUGCUGGGACAUCGCGCCACAGCAGCCAGAGUAACGAGGUUGCUAAAGAAUCUACGCGAAGGAAGGACAUGACACCAGCACCAAAAUGUGACCAAAGUGCACUACAGCCAGAGCUUCUAAGACUGCUUCAUGGCAUUCGGUACCGGCAGCUUGAACAUUCGUCACAAUUGAACUUCCUGACAUCCUGGGUGAGAUCACGGAUGAAUAAUCUGGACGAUGAUGUGGAUGACAUAGAAGUGCCGCAAAACUUGGACGCAUUUUUGGAAUUUGAUGAUUCGCUGAAAGGUUCGGCAUCCAUGAAAAAGCAACUGAAGACACGAUGGAAGAAACUUGGGGGAACUGACAUCGUAGAUGCUACAAGGAGGGUCCUGAAGGACCUGCUUUCUGAUCACGUGGCUAUGCACUACAGUUGGCAGGGAGGAAAAGGCAAGCGCCACUUCAGGGAGACAGCAUGCUGCGAAGUGAUGCUAGAUGUCCUAACAAGCAGAACUACUUGUGAUGGAACAGUGGCUGAAAUAGAGAAAGUGACAAAGUCAUGGUUGCGACACGCAAAAGAAAGAAUGGAGCGCAAGGCUGUUAAACACCCAGAUAAUGGCAGAACCAAUGACGAAGCAGCACUUCCAACUGACCUGGGAGAAGCAAGCAUCAUGGAGGAAACGUCCCACAGGCUGCUGGACAUAGAAGCGGACAAUGACGAUUCUGACCUGUAAAUUUAGCUCUAUUUUCCAUGUUGUAUGCCACUAGUCGUGGACAGUAUCUUGCAAACAAUCUUGCUUUGCAUAUUUUCUUGGGUGCCCCACAUUGUACUGAUUAUUUUGUAAUUAUUGUUUACUUUUAAAAUGGGGUAAACUGCUUCUUUUGAUUUUUUUGCAUAAUUGUUUCCUUGUGUUGCAGCGGUGUCUUGUGGUUCCUUACAGACUACCAAGAGCACUGGCAGUGUAAAACUAUUUUUUACUGCAUAAUGUGUGUCCAUCCCCUUGUACUUCACCUUAGCCUGUUCUCCUAUUAGCGGAUCAGGUUACGGCUUGUUUCUCAAGUUUUAUGGCAGUCCCAAACUAGCAAAUGUACCUCACCUGAAUACUAAAAGCCUACCAGCUCUUGCAAGUGUUUCUGUGAAGCCUUGUUUAUUUUUAUGCAGGAUGCUGAUCAGGAAUGCAGUGGUAAAUACCCUUCUAUGGAGACCCUCCAAUCAAUGGUGUCGACCAGAUUUUGCAUUAUUCCCAUUUACCGCCACCAAGCUACUUGCAGUCACCUGCGAUUUCAUGCGAGCGGAUUAAUCGCGACAUUGUCGGAACUGGUCGAUGCCAUUGGCUGAAAGGCCUCAUUUGAAAGUCCUUUGUCGCUAAGUUCGUAAUUGUAUCUAUUAUUGUUUUUCAUUCAGAUCAUUCAAUUCAGUUUUUAUUCAGUUGGCGUGUUUUUAGCAUUGUAUUUUCGAUGUUGUCCUUUUCUUGCACAUUUCCUGGUAGGCUUUUGCAAUACGUCAGGAAUGUUAUAUCUUGGCAUAUUACAAGCACCAAUAUAGCUGCCGCAUUUUGAUAUUACGAAUGCCGUGAAAUUUCCUUCUGUUACAAGGUGUGCACAGAUUUUGGUCUGCUUUUGCUAGCCAGAAAGAAAUUCCUGUCUUUCGACCCUCUCUUUACUGUGUGCGCCCCACUCCUAGUCAGAUAAAUUUUUUGUAGCAGCUAGCCUGAUGCUUUUGACAUGAAAACAGUGUCUAUGCAAUGUGUGAAACUAGUCCUUUCCGCUUCUUGUGAACUGUUAUUGCAUUUAUUUACAUCACAAGCGUGUCAAUCACUGCCAAUAAAAAAAUGGCCUUUCUGAUGUAUGCACAACCUUUGUACCCCUUUUGAAUGCCAAAGCUUUACAUAUUUUCUUAAAAUUUUAUUUCUGUAAGUUUUUGAGAUGGUAGUUUUGUUCACAAUAUUGUUAUAAAUAUGCUGUUUUGAAAUGUGUUUGUGUGGAAAUAUCAUUGUGCAGUUUACAAAAUGACUAGUUACUCGUAAUGAAAGUGCACAUGGUAUGCACAAGUUAUGUGCAGAGCUUUUGAUUAGUGUGCGUGUCUGUCAUAUUGACUGAGAAUUUUGUAAUUCCUAAAAUAAAAUUAUAUUUGAUGUUGAA